This is a messenger RNA of Penicillium paradoxum, 1536 nucleotides long. RefSeq names its product rhomboid family membrane protein. Bases 1 to 1536 code for a protein of 511 amino acids. The record is from RefSeq and is a predicted model, not a curated record. Gene Ontology annotation, cellular component: membrane. Gene Ontology annotation, biological process: proteolysis. Lineage: Eukaryota; Fungi; Ascomycota; Eurotiomycetes; Eurotiales; Aspergillaceae. Gene Ontology annotation, molecular function: serine-type endopeptidase activity. The transcript has 2 exons.
AUGGCCAACGACUAUUACCACUCGAACAUCCCACAACCCCCCAGCUACGACCAGGCAAUACCCGGGAGAACAGACCAGACCGCACACCCAGUUCCGGGAUUCGGUUACUCGAGCUAUGAUAACAACCACGAUGAUCCUUCAAACCCCUAUCACAACCGAGAAAGUCAACAAUCAUUCGCAUCGGACAAUGGACAUUACCAGGCAGCCGGACGGCCAGCAGAAGGCGACCACUACGCAGAAAACAUCCCUCUGAAGACCAACACCCAAUAUGGAAACAAUCCAGAUUGGAUGCGCCAACAAACCCAAUACCCUCCAUCACCAGGGGGACUCGAGGAUAGCCGACCACGCGACAUCCGCAAAAAGAAGGGAUUCUUCAAGAAGAAGAUCGCUUGGGUGACAUACAUCUUGACUCUAGCCCAGAUCGUCGUGUUCAUCGUCGAACUAGUCAAGAAUGCCCAGUUGACAGGGUCUGUCAUUGAGACAAAGCCGACCUUUAAUCCGAUGAUCGGGCCUUCACCAUAUGUACAAAUCUACAUGGGAGCACGUUACAACCCGUGCAUGAAGAAUGUCGAGGGAAUCCAGAACGCCAAUACCACCAUCGGAUGGCCCUGUCCGAACUCUACAACGGCCAUGGGGAGCUGCUCGCUGUCUGAUGUGUGUGGCUUUAGCGGUGUGCCCAAUCCCCGUGUUCUGGGAUCGACCGAUGAUAGCCCGGCUCCCAAUCAGUGGUAUCGGUUCAUCAUCCCCAUUUUCAUGCAUGGCGGAUUUGUCCACAUCGGAUUCAACCUGUUGGUCCAGCUUACAAUGGGUGCAGAUAUGGAGCGUAUGAUUGGAAUGUGGCGCUACACCUUGACCUACUUUGCCAGUGGAAUUUUCGGAUUUGUCUUGGGUGGAAAUUACGCCUCGCAGCUCGAUCCUAGUGAUGGCUGCUCUGGUGCUCUCUUCGGAAUACUUGCGCUUUACUUGCUGGAUCUGCUCUAUGACUGGACUCAACGCGAGUCUCCGUGGGUUGAGCUUAUCAUCAUGGUCCUGGGAGUGGGCGUUUCGUUCGUUCUUGGCCUUCUUCCGGGACUUGAUAACUUCUCCCAUAUUGGUGGCUUCAUCAUGGGCCUCGCCAUUGGGCUGACGAUCAUGCGGUCGCCCAAUAUUCUCCGAGAGCGAAUUGGUCUUGCACGCCAGCCUUAUGUUGCUAUGAGCGGGGGAGCUGGCCAAGGUGGACCCCAACAAAAGACCACCUCCUUCAUGGAUUUCUUCAAGGGCAAACAAGGCCUCACAUCGAGCUCGACACAGACGGGCGAGUCUACCAAGGGCCCGCUCAAUUUCUUCAAGGGCCGCAAACCUCUUUGGUGGUGUUGGUGGCUAGUUCGUGCCGGCGCCCUGGUCGCGGUCCUUGUUGGUUUCAUUAUGUUGAUCAUCGACUUUUAUAAGUACCCUUCCACGAACUGCUCCUGGUGCCAUCGGUUGAGUUGUCUGCCCGUCAAUGGCUGGUGUAAGCAAAAUGGGUUGACGUACACCACCACGGAGAACUCCAACUGA